Molecule: messenger RNA, 1083 nt
Organism: Cryptococcus amylolentus CBS 6039
Lineage: Eukaryota; Fungi; Basidiomycota; Tremellomycetes; Tremellales; Cryptococcaceae
Exons: 11
Coding region: 1-1083 (360 amino acids)
Source: RefSeq, a predicted model, not a curated record
AUGGCUUCUGAUACUGAAAUGGAAUAUGGCAAGUUGAGGCUCGGCAAGAGCGGGCUUAAAGUCUCCAAGAUCAUUUUGGGCUGCAUGUCGUAUGGGGAUCCCGAGUGGUCUGACUGGGUCCUUGGGGAGAAGGAAAGUAUCGAACAGAUCAAGUAUGCCUACGAACAAGGUAUCAACACUUUCGACACUGCCAACAUGUACUCUUGUGGCGCUUCCGAAGAGAUCCUCGGUAAGGCUGUCAAGGAGAUUGGCUGCCCCCGAGAGGCAGUCGUCAUCUUGACCAAGCUCUACAUGCCCAUCACCCGGGGCAGUCACAAAAGGCCGCCGGACUUUGAUGUCCUCGAUAAGAAGGGCUAUGUCAACCAGUACGGGCUGAGCCGAAAGCACAUCUUUGACUCUGUGCAAGCUUCCCUCGAGCGACUCGACACUGGCUACAUCGACGUUCUCCAGUGCCACAGGUUUGACUACAACACCCCUAUCGAAGAGACCAUGCAAGCCUUGCACGAUGUCGUUCAGAAGGGCUGGGUCCGAUACAUCGGCAUGUCCAGUUGCUGGGCCUACCAGUUUCACGCCAUGCAGAACUAUGCCAUCAACAACCGCCUCACCCCCUUCAUCUCCAUGCAAAACUUCCACAACGCCUGCUACAGGGAAGAAGAGCGCGAGAUGAUGCCCACUCUCCAAAUGUUUGGCGUCGGCUGUAUCCCCUGGUCCCCGCUUGCCCGAGGUUUCCUCACAAGGCCAUGGCAGAACACCGAGGAGAAAAAGUCUACUAGGGCAGGGUCUGAUGCGCUCUUCAAGGCGGCAGGCUUCAGCGCGCCCGAGGAAGGCAAGAAGCGAGUUAACGAAGCGAUUGCUGCUAUCGCUUCGGCUAGGAGCGUGAGCAUGGCUCAGAUCGCCAUGGCCUGGUCCAUCAGCAGGCCUUUCGUCACUGCUCCUAUCGUCGGGACAACUAGUCUGGACAAGCUCAAGGAUUUGUUGGCGGGUAUCAAGAUUGAGUUGACCGAGGAAGAGAAAAAGUCUAUCGACGAUGCGUAUGUGCCUCAGGCUGUCGUAAGCGCAAAUGUUAUACAACGAUGGGCAUAA